UGUGAGAUAUGAAAGUGAAACCAUCUUAUCAGGAUCCAUUUUGUGUUGUACGUAAACGACAUUCAGAGAGUAAACACAGUCAUUACUGUGUUGAGACAGAGAGAGAUUUCUGAGAUGAUAAAAAACUCACUGUGUGCUUCAGUAUCUGCAUCUGAUUUUAGAUAUAAGCAUGAACUUCACAAUGAAUCUCUCUGAAGAACACACAGACACAAAAACAAGUCAGUCAGUUUUACCUGAUCACAGUAAUGUGUCUCUGAUGAAAAGACAAACAAUAAAUCCUAAACAUGAGGAAAACUCUUCUGCUGAGCUCAGUUUGUGUCAGAAAGAAUCGUCUGAACCCAGCUGUGUGUCCAUGCAGAGUGACUGGUCAAUGCCUCAUCCAAUAAAUUUCAGUUUGAGAGACUCUUCUGCUGAUCUGAGUAAAAAAAGAGAUCAAACUGAAUCACAGAUUAAAAAGGAGAACCUGGACUCUAUUUUUAAGGAAGUUGAGCAGAAAAUCGUCUCUGUAAUGAAGAAUGAGUUGAACAGUUUUAAGAGACUGUUGAGUCCAGAUUACCCAGAAUGCACUGAGAGAGAGGAGGAUGAUGAUAAAAGUCAUAUCAGAGUCAGAGAGGCGUUUCUGAAGAUCACACUGCACAUCCUGAGGAAGAUGAAGCAGAAAAACCUUGCAAACACAUUACAGACCAAACUGAUGCCUGUGUAUCAACAAAAACACAAAUCCAGACUAAAGGAGAAAUAUCUGAGAGUUAAUGAAGGGAUCUUCAGACACGGUGACUCAACAGAUUUAAAUGAGAUCUACACAGAGCUUUACAUCACAGAGGGAGGGAGUGGAGAGAUCAAUAAUGAACAUGAGGUGAGACAGAUUGAGACAUCGUCCAGAAGAUCAGAGACACAGGAGAGACAAAUCAAAUGUAAUAACAUCUUUAAAGCUUUACCUGGACAAAACAAACACAUCAGAAGUGUGCUGACUAAAGGAGUCGCUGGAAUUGGAAAAACCGUCUCUGUACAGAAGUUCAUUCUGGACUGGACUGAAGGAAAAGAAAAUCAGGACGUUCACUUCAUAUUUCCACUUCCUUUCAGAGAGCUGAAUUUGAUCAAGAAGAAUCUGAGUCUUAUGGAUCUUGUCAAUCACUUUUACAUUGAAACCAAAAAACUGACAUCAACAGAUUAUGAUGACUAUAAAGUCAUGUUUAUAUUUGAUGGGCUGGAUGAAUGUCGACUACAUCUAAAUUUUCACAACAAUCCGAGUUUAUCUGAUGUAACAGAAUCGGCUUCAGUUGAUGUGCUGCUGACAAACCUCAUCAAAGGAAAUCUGCUUCCUUCUGCUCUGAUCUGGAUAACCUCACGACCAGCAGCAGCCAAUCAGAUUCCUCCUGAAUGUGUUGAUCAAAUCACAGAGGUACGAGGAUUCAAUGACCCUCAGAAAGAAGAAUAUUUCAGGAAGAGAAUAAAUGAUCAGAGUCUGUCUGAUAAAAUCAUCACACACAUCCGAUCAUCAAGAAGUUUGUACAUCAUGUGUCACAUCCCAGUCUUCUGUUGGAUUACAGCCACUGUUCUAGAGAGAAUGUUGAGUGAAGCAGAGACUGAAGAGAUCCCCAAGACUCUUACACAAAUGUUCACACACUUCCUGAUCUUUCAGACCAAACUGAAGACCCAAAAGUAUGAUGGGAAAUAUGAAAUAAAUCCUGAUCAAGCUAGAAAGAGCAUUUUCUCAUUAGGAAAGUUGGCUUAUGAGCAGCUGGAGAAAGGGAAUCUGAUCUUCUAUGAGGAGGAUCUGAGAGAUUGUGGCAUUGAUGUGAAUGAAGUGUCCGUGUAUUCAGGAGUUUGUACUCAGAUCUUCAGAGAGGAGCCUGGACUUCAUCUGGGGAAAGUGUUCAGCUUUAUACAUCUGAGCAUUCAGGAGUUUCUAGCUGCUUUAUUUAAGAUGAUUUCAUUUUCUGAACAAAAGACAGGACUUAGUAAUGUGUUCAGGUCAACUAUGACUGAAUUACUGAAGCAAGAAGUGGACAAGGCCUUACAGAGCGAGAACGGACGCUGGGAUCUUUUCCUUCGAUUUCUUCUGGGUCUCACACUGAAGUCAAAUCAAACUCUCUUACAAGAUCUCAUGAGAAAGACAGUAAGCAGCUCUCACAGCAGUCAGGAAACAGUUGCUUACAUUAAAGAGAAGAUCAGAGAGAAUCAAUCUCCAGAGAAAUCCAUCAAUCUGUUUCACUGUCUGAAUGAACUGAAUGAUCAAUCUCUAGUGCAGGAAGUCCAAACAUUCGUGAACAGAACCGGUGUCAGUCGUCUCUCUGGAGUCAAUCUGUCUCCUGCUCAGUGGUCGGCUCUGGUGUUUGUGUUACUGAACUCAGAAAAGGAGCUGGAUGAGUUUAUAUUGAGUAAAUAUGAUCCAUCAGAAGAAUGUCUACUGAGACUCCUGCCAGUGGUCAAAGCAUCCAGAAAAGCUGAUCUUUCCGGUUGUGGUGUUACAGAUGAAGGUUGUGUUGCUUUGGCUUCAGCUCUGAUAUCAAACCCCUCACAUCUGAGAGAUCUGAAUCUGAGCUGUAAUAAACCAGGAGAUUCAGGAGUGAAGCUGCUCUCUGAUGUACUGAAGGAUUCACGCUGUAAACUGGAGAAACUACAGCUGAAUAACUGCAGUAUUACAGAUGAAGGUUUUGUUGCUUUGGCUUCAGCUCUGAGAUCAAACCCCUCACAUCUGAGAGAUCUGAAUCUGAGCCGUAAUAAUCCAGGAGAUUCAGGAGUGAAGCUGCUCUCUGAUCUACUGAAGGAUUCACGUUGUAAACUGGAGAAACUACAGCUGUGGGACUGCAGUAUUACAGAUGAAGGUUUUGUUGCUUUGGCUUCAGCUCUGAGAUCAAACCCCUCACAUCUGAGAGACCUGAAUCUGAAUGAUAAUAAACCAGGAGAUUCAGGAGUGAAGCUGCUCUCUGAUGUACUGAAGGAUUCACGCUGUAAACUGGAGAAACUACAGCUGAAUAACUGCAAUAUUACAGAUGAAGGUUUUGUUGCUUUGGCUUCAGCUCUGAGAUCAAACCCCUCACAUCUGAGAGAUCUGAAUCUGAGCCGUAAUAAACCAGGAGAUUCAGGAGUGAAGCUGCUCUCUGAUCUACUGAAGGAUUCAUGCUGUAAACUGGAGAAACUACAUCUUACCAGUUGUGGUAUUACAGAUGAACAUUGUGUAGCUUUGGCUACAGCUCUGAGAUCAAACCCCUCACAUCUGAGAGAUCUGAAUCUGAGCUUUAAUAAACCAGGAGAUUCAGGAGUGAAGCUGCUCUCUGAUGUACUGAAGGAUUCAUGCUGUAAACUAGAGAAACUACAUCUUUCCCGUUGUGGUGUUACAGAUAAAGAUUGUGUUGCUUUGGCUUCAGCUCUGAGAUCAAACCCCUCACAUCUGAGAGAUCUGAAUCUGAGCUGUAAUAAUCCAGGAGAUUCAGGAGUGAAGCUGCUCUCUGGUGUACUGAAGGAUUCACGCUGUAAAGUGGAGAAACUACAGCUGUGUGACUGCAGUAUUACAGAUGAAGGUUUUGUUGCUUUGGCUUCAGCUCUGAGAUCAAACCCCUCACAUCUGAGAGAUCUGAAUCUGAACUGUAAUAAUCCAGGAGAUUCAGGAGUGAAGCUGCUCUCUGAUGUACUGAAGGAUUCACGCUGUAAACUGGAGAAACUACAGCUGUGGGGCUGCAGUAUUACAGAUGAAGGUUUUGUUGCUUUGGCUUCAGAUCUGAGAUCAAACCCCUCACAUCUGAGAGAUCUGAAUCUGAGCCUUAAUAAACCAGGAGAUUCAGGAGUGAAGCUGCUCUCUGAUGUACUGAAGGAUUCACGCUGUAAACUGGAGAAAUUACAGCUUUCCAGUUGUGGUAUUACAGAAGAAGGUUGUGUUGAUUUGGCUUCAGCUCUGAGAUCAAACCCCUCACAUCUGAGAGAUCUGGAUCUGAGGAAUAAUAAACCAGGAGAUUCAGGAAAGAAGCGGCUCUCUGAUCUAAAAAUGGAUCCAAAGUGUAAACUGGAGAAAUUACUUAUUUGACUUCUAUCACUCAAUGGUGAAAACUUCAAGACCUUCAGCUGGUGAAUCAAAAUAUCUGUUGUGUGUCCUGAACCUCACAAUUAGCUGAACAAACACAUUUAUAUGAAUCCAUUUACAAGCCAAAGACUUCUGUUAUAUCAACAUAGAUAAAAAUUUACUAAAAUAUGAAUCUACUGUAUGUGCUGUCAGAGUCUUACCCUAAUUUGUUGUUGGUUUUCUCCUCAUCUUUUCUGUUAAUUAAUAAUUAAUAGACGUUGCAUCAUCACGGUGCGCGGCACGGCUGCAAACUUAAAGCAUGUUUUAGUUACACUGUAUGGGAGGUGUUCAAUUAUGACUCCCUGGAUGAAAUGUCUACAUUGAUAACACAUUACAUAGAUGUUUAUGUGCAGACAGUGAUAACCUCUAAGAAGAUAAAGAUUUAUCUGAAUAACAAGAAAUAUAACCAAAGAUGUUAAACAGGUGAUGCAUUUGAGGAAAAGUGCCUUUAAGAAGAAGGAUACAAAACAAAAUAAGUGUUUGAUUAAGGAGUUAAAGGGAAAAUUUGUAUGGAAAGAAGGACAUACAGGUUAAAACUAGAAGAUGCCUUCAAAAGUAAUAAUACAAAGCAGGUCUGGACUAUGAAGGGAAUGACAGAAUUAUCAUUCAACCACACAGAAGCCAAUAGUUGUGGAUCAUGAGAGGACUUAGAUUUGAUAAAGGGAAAAUUCUGGAUAAGAGCAAGAGUUUUAUUAAUUCAGUUUCACUAGAGGGGUCAAGUAGGAUUGAGAUCACGGUUCAGCAUGUGAGGAGUUAAAAAAUUAAAUAAAAGGAAGGCCACAGGACCAGACAAUCUCAGUGCAUUUGCUCUGAAAAAUGUUGCAGAUGAGCUUGCAUCUGUGUGACAGCUUAUUUUUCAGAGGUCUUUAGACACUCACAGCAUUCCCAAAAUGUGAAAGAUAUCACAUGUACCUCUGCCAAAGAAAGCAGAAUUAAGUGAUUUUCCCCCGUAGGUUUAACCACUAUUAUUAUGAAAACUUUAGGAGAGAUUGUGGUAAAAGUGCUUUUGAAAACAGUAAUUGGAACAUGUACAGUAUCUCUUUGUGGACGCUAGUUUAUCCUGGAGUGCACAUAUAGAGGAUCUCUGCUGUGAAGAACAACAACCAUACAGUGACAAUGUGCUGCCAGAGCAAUGGAGAUAAAAUAUUUAUGUUGAAUUGUAAAUGUUUAUAUUCAGAUGUACGUUGUUUCUUUAGUUGAUUAGAUGUAAUAACUGUGAAUCAUUGUAACAUUUGUUUUAAUUGAUAUAAUCAUGUGUGGAUUUUUUUAGAGCAAUGUAAGUAAAACCGACAACUUUGCCAAAGCUCUGUAAUCGUAUUUGUGUCAAAUUAAAAUUGUGCAUUGA
Molecule: messenger RNA, 5402 nt
Organism: Paramisgurnus dabryanus
Lineage: Eukaryota; Metazoa; Chordata; Actinopteri; Cypriniformes; Cobitidae
Source: RefSeq, a predicted model, not a curated record